Alnus glutinosa is the source of this 996-nucleotide messenger RNA. Its product is annotated as heavy metal-associated isoprenylated plant protein 47-like. The record is from RefSeq and is a predicted model, not a curated record. The transcript has 3 exons. NCBI's taxonomy places the organism in Eukaryota, Viridiplantae, Streptophyta, Magnoliopsida, Fagales, Betulaceae. The coding region runs from base 318 to 563 and encodes 81 amino acids. Gene Ontology annotation, molecular function: metal ion binding.
AUCUUAUAUUCCUCAAUCCUACAAUAGUACUCUACCACCAUUCAUCGAUCUAAACUCCUCCAUUUUAAAAGUACAUGUGAAACGCGUUCACCAACUUCAUGUCAAUAAUUCUUAUAGUUUUCUGGUCCGCUUAAAAUAUAUUAUCUGGCGCCCCAGCUAGCUGCAGGCCGGCAAGAAUAUAUCCUCCUCCUCUUAGCUACCCCACGCCUAUAAAUAGACCUUCCAUUCAUUUCUCCGUGCACACAGAUUAAGCUUAAUAAUCAGAGUUCUCCCACGAAAGCCGCUUGUUAAUUGUAUAUAAUUGCUUCCGCAAAAACAUGAAGCAAAAAAUAGUUAUCAAGGUGCAAAUGAGCUGUGAUAAAUGCAGAACCAAGGCCAUGAAGAUUGCUGCAACAACAGACGGUGUGAGCUCGGUAGCAAUACAAGGGUCAGAUAAGGAUCAGUUGGUGGUGAGUGGCCAAGGUGUUGACUCGGCUAACUUGACCCGCUCGCUAAGGAAGAAGCUUUGCUAUGCCACCAUAUUGAGCGUCGAAGAAGUGAAGGAUACGAAAGAAAAAAAAUAGGAACCAAAUCCGGACGUCAACCCUUCACAGUUUCCAGCGUGUUGUCAACUAUAUCAUCAACCAUAUCCCAAGUACUAUGAAGUCGUCUACGAUCCGUAUCAAAAUAACUGCUCCAUCUUGUGAUUGUACGAUUUACGAGAUCACCCUCUCUUUCAAACCCCCCGAACAUUUGUUUGAUCUGUUGAGUUUGGUUCACCAUGUUGCUCCUAGCUAGUGUCAUCUUGGAGCGUGUUAUACAUAGACUCUUGUUCUUUUUAGAUUGGUCUUUUGGCCAAUGCCUGAAAUAACAAAAGUACUCGAACUUUAAUGCCUGAUAUACCUUGAAUGAUUGAAGGUAUAUAUAGCCGGUUUGGGACACGAAAAGUGGAGUAUUCGUGGGAUAAGCUUCGUGAAAAAUAGCCUAUCACUACAAAAGAAUAAAUUUUUAGUGGCC